AUGGGCAUUAUUGAGGAAGCAAAAUCAUCAACCAAUACCAGCUCUGCAUUCAAGACUAUAUGCAUGGAAGCAGGAGUCGGAGGAGGGGUCUUUCUACCCUUCUGGCAUGGGUUUCCUCACUGCGAUAUUCAUCAUUCUAUAACACCUGAUGUGUUACAUCAACUCUAUCAAGGUGUAUUCAAACACAUGGUAGAAUGGCUUGAGAGUCUCUUGAAUGAAGAAGAACUGGACACCUGUAUCAGAUCUCUUCCCCCAUGUUAUGGUUUAUGUCACUUCAAGAAUGGAUGGUCCUCCUUGGGUCAGAUUGGAGGAAAGGACCGCAAACAUAUGGCACACAUUUUGUUGGGCUGUAUGAUAGGCAAAGUCCCUAGAGAUGUGAUCAUCAGCUACAGGUCAUUACUUGACUUUAUCUAUCUGGCUCAAUAUCCUUCACAUGACGAUGAUACACUGGCAUAUAUGGAAAAGGCCCUCAAGGAUUUUCACCGUCACAAAAAUAUUCUCUUCAAUCUUGGAGUUAGAGAACAUCUGGACAUCCCAAAAAUCCACUCUUUUCUUUAUUAUGUCGACUCUAUUACAUGGUUUGGCACAAUGGACAACUACAACACAGAAAUGAUGGAGCGUUUUCACAUUGACUUUUGUAAAGAGGGAUGGUAUGCAUCAAAUCACCGCAAUGAGAUGCCUCAGAUGAUAUCCUGGCUAAGUAGAAGGGAAAAGGCAUCUUCAUUCAAGACCUAUCUUAAAAUGACGGUGGAAAAUGAGGAAGAAGAUUUCUCUUACUCUAGAUUCAAAGAUCAAAGCAUUCUCAUCGCCAAAUACCCAGCCAGAAAGAACCAGGACAUUCAAGAAAUAAUGGAGAGACAAACCUGCCCUGGCUUUCAACGCAAUCUGACCUGCUUCAUCAAUUCCUUCAAUAAUAACAAUAUUGCUGGUGGACAACUUAGCAAUGCUUCCCUUCCAUUCAGCUCUGUGGAUGUUUAUCAUGGUUUCAGAUUCAGUCUGAAUGAUUUAGGCAAUGAAGUUGAUUUGGACCUAGGAAAUCAGGAGAUAGAUAGCGCCAAGGCUAAGACCAGUUAG
This is a messenger RNA of Suillus discolor, 1074 nucleotides long. RefSeq lists its product as uncharacterized. The coding region runs from base 1 to 1074 and encodes 357 amino acids. Lineage: Eukaryota; Fungi; Basidiomycota; Agaricomycetes; Boletales; Suillaceae. The transcript is spliced from 2 exons. The record is from RefSeq and is a predicted model, not a curated record.